CGGCGGGCGCGGGGAGGGAUGGAGAGGGGCGGGGGGAGCGGAGCCGAGCGGAGACAGCCGCGGCGCUGCAGAGAGGCUGGGGCGGCGGCGCGGCUCCCGGUGCUCCCCCCCGCGCCCGCCGCGCGUCGGCGAGGGUCCGGCCCCGGAGGCCCCGAGCCAUGGGCUGCAUCGGCUCCCGGACCGUGGGGAACGAGGUGAUUGCCGUGGACUGGAAGGGCCUCAAGGAUGUCGACCAAAUCAACAUGGACAGCACCAGCUCGCUGCACGGAAGCAGCCUCCACCGGCCAUCCGCGGAGCAAACCCGAACCGAUUUCUCCUGGGAUGGCAUCAAUCUCUCCAUGGAGGACACCACUUCCAUCCUGCCGAAGCUUAAGCGAAACUCCAACGCCUAUGGCAUCGGCGCCCUGGCCAAGUCCUCGUUCUCAGGGAUUUCGAGAAGCAUGAAGGACCAUGUGACGAAGCCCACAGCCAUGGGGCAAGGCCGGGUGGCCCACAUGAUCGAGUGGCAGGGCUGGGGGAAGGCACCCGCCAUUCAGCCGCAACACAGCCACGAGGCCGUGCGCAGGGAUACCGACGCCUACUCUGACCUCAGCGAUGGCGAGAAGGAGGCGCGUUUCCUCGCAGGCGUCAUGGAGCAGUUCGCCAUCUCCGAGGCCACACUCAUGGCCUGGUCUUCCAUGGAUGGUGAGGACCUGAGUGUCAACUCUGCCCAGGAGCCACUGGGCUGCAACUACAGUGACAACUACCAGGAGUUGAUGGAGAGUCAAGAUGCCCUCACUCAAGCCCCCUUGGAUGGAUGGCCUCACUCCUACGUGUCUCAGGGCAUGUACUGUCUGGGGUCAUCGGAUGCCUGGGAAGCCAGCGACCAGUCGCUCAUCGCCUCCCCGGCCACGGGCUCCUAUCUUGGCCCUGCAUUUGAUGACUCGCAGCCAAGCUUGCAUGACAUGGGGCCUUCCCAACCUGCUUCGGGAUAUUCCACUCAGGAGCCUCCACCUUUGCUGGGGGCAGACAGCGACUGGGCGCCAGCGGUGGGCAGAGUGGACCUGGUAAGGGGCCCUGCCGAGGAGGAGAAGAGGCCUUCGGCCCCCGAGGAGGAAGAGGAUGCGGGAUGCCGGGACCUGGAGUCACUUUCCCCACGAGAAGACCCCGAGAUGUCCGCUGCUCUCAGCCGGAAGGUGUCUGACGUCACAUCCUCAGGUGUGCAGUCCUUUGAUGAGGAGGAGGGCGAGGCCAACAACUAGCUUCUUCCCACUCGAUGCCCUACCUUCCACUCCCGCCUGAGGGGCAUGGCUGCGACAAUACCCUCCCUCCCCCCAGCAGUACAGCCGAAGCCCAGGCCGAAGACGGCGAGGAACCCGGGGGCCGCCAGUCCUCGCCGGGAAAACGGAGGGCCGGGAUGGGGUUCCAUCCAGGCUCGUGCUGUAGGAACCCCAGGUCCGGGGACUGAGGCCCAGGCAACCAGAUGGCUGUGAACUUGGCUUGGCUGCAGGCUUCUGGGUCUGUGAUGCGGAAGCUCCAGUUUCUAUCCUGGGGACAGGAGCGCAGAGCGGCCUGUGUCCGUCGACUAGGCCUCAGUUUUCCACGCCCUGAUUUCGUCUUCCAGGAGCUUUGACUGUGGCUGUCUGAAUGCCUCCCUUCUUCAUGUCACUCCUGCUUUUCCCGACUCUGUGUUUUCUCUGGCCGCGGUCCCAGCUCGACCCUACUGUGGAGAACAGACCUCGGGGGCUGCUGGACGUGGCUUGACGCGAGUAGGGGAAGCCACGUCUCCUUGGAGGAUGGAGAAUCUGCCCUCGGUGGGUAGCUCGGCUUCUGAGCUCAGGAGGCCCGGGGAAGGUGGAUGCGAAGCUGGGGUACACAAGGGCACAAACAGGGGUCUUUAUACGUGGCCCACCCAGAGACCGGAGAGUCGCUGAUGGGACCAAGGACAAACCUGGCCACCUGUUCUGGGAUCUUGAAUAUCCCGUGACUGGAAGGUGGGUCCGAGGGGUCUGGGGAAGGACCCAGCGGGCUGGCUGCUCCAGCUCUUGCUUCCCUUGUCUGCCUUCUUCUACCCCCUGCUCCAGGAGCUCCCGCCCAGAGGGGGCGACACAGAAUGCCCGUGGCCUGCCAGGCAGGGAAGCGUGAGGUCUGUGCCUCCCUCCAUCCACCCCCAAAUUCUCUGGAGCUGUUUACACUUUUCUCUUUGCCUUUUCUACAUUUUUAUAACUUCUUGGGGACUCAGGUUGAGUGGGGCGGAGGGAGGAGUCUGGUGCUGUCAGGCCCCCGCCGGGGGGACACUCAGCCCCUUUUUCUCCUUCUUCAGCUCCUCUGGGCCCCUUCCUGGGCCCCCUGUGGAGAGGGGAUCAGAGUCUUCUUCCUUCUAGGAUGGGUUUACAGCGAGGCAUACGCCCCUGAAACUGCUCGCCCUCCCACACCCAGUGUCCAUUUCAGUGGGGACUUCUGUCUGCAGUACACAAAGCCCCCACACUUCUGUAAAUGAUCCUGACGGCAGGGACAGGCCGGAGCAAAGCAGUGGCAGCUGUGGAGCACAUAGCGGGACCCUGUGCCCUGGCUCCUGGCCCGCGGAGAGUCUGGGCGGGAGAGAGAAGCCAGGACGUUCAUGCCUACCUUUCCUCCUGCCUCAUCCAAGGCUCGGGGUCUGAGGUCUCAUGUUCUACCCAAAUGUUGGCAGGGGUCCUGUUGCUCUUGUCCUCUGCCAGGAAGGGUGCACGUCAUCCCUCUCAGACCCUGGGCACAAACUACCUUAUCCCCACCCCUGUCCCCAAAUGUCUGUUUCUUUGGAACGAGGAGGUAGAAUGGUGGUAUUUCUGUCCAUCUGUGACCCUGCUCCCCACCCCCCAUCAAGUUCACAUGUUCAUACGCACACAGUCCUGAAAUGCAACCCAGGCUGGGGCCUGGGGAGGGGAGGGGAGGUUGAGUCUUGGAGAGAACACCCGUAGGCAUGGCGAGCACAGGUGGUGAAGAGUGGCUUACCUCAUCCAGAGCUGUCCCUUGUGUUUAAUCAUGUGACCUGACUUGGGCACGAAGAGCCCUGGGAAGUGGCCUUGUACCCUUGCCCUGCACUCCUGCCGCUGCAGGUCUUGGGGUUUUGCAUGCUCCGGUUCCCGCCUCCCAGGGAGCCCGUUUCCGCACCGUGUGCAGCCCGCUUUCUGGAUACACCAUCUUUUCCUCUCAGGCUCUUCCUCUUCCUGCCCCUUAUUCCGCCCCCAGCCCGCGGUGGACACCCACUCCAGCGAGUGGGCUCUUUCAUUUCGGUUUUGCUCAGGGCCCUGGGGGGUUGGGGCAGGUGGAGGAAAGCAGCGCUCUUUCCUCCCUCCCUCCUCGAGGAAGCCCUUUUUCAGGCAGGCCCUGCCGAAAGAUGACUGAAUUGUCAAGGAAUCUAGGUGAUUUCAGACACCAGCGGGGGCUCCACAUCCCCAGUGCUGGCGGCUGGCACAUGCACAGACCAGAGGUCAGCUGGGGGUCUGCAUUUGCAAGGAGCUCCCCUCCCACUCUGAAGAGGGAGAAGACCAGGGAGCUGGCCUAGGACCCUGUUAGGGCUCUCUGGAGGGAGCAGCUGCCUCUUUGGUGCUGGGGGCAGGGUGCAUGGGGUUUGCUUAUAGCCUAUUUGCGGGGAGGGGAGGGGCAUGUGCUGGAAGAGGCUGUUGGGGGUCAGGGAGGGUCGCUUUUCCUUUGGGGUUAAAGGCUGUGCAGCACGAUUUACAACAGUCCCAGGACAGGGCUGUGUUUCUAUUAUUGUGAAUGAAACUGCUCUUGCUAAAUGAUUUUCUUUCAGGGGUGGGGAGUGCACUUUUAUUUUUAAUUGUUUAUUAAGGAAAACCCAAAUCUCCCAUUCCUCCCCUUCCGCCUGCCCCCUGCCCCCCCCCCCCUUCCUUCUUAUCCUUGCGUUAAGGAGGGAAACGUGGUGAC
Molecule: messenger RNA, 3909 nt
Organism: Phyllostomus hastatus (greater spear-nosed bat)
Lineage: Eukaryota; Metazoa; Chordata; Mammalia; Chiroptera; Phyllostomidae
Gene: FAM131B
Product: family with sequence similarity 131 member B
Exons: 7
Coding region: 159-1241 (360 amino acids)
Source: RefSeq, a predicted model, not a curated record